Messenger RNA from Syngnathoides biaculeatus (alligator pipefish), 2966 nucleotides. Its product is annotated as gelsolin-like. Gene Ontology annotation, biological process: barbed-end actin filament capping; actin polymerization or depolymerization; actin filament severing. Gene Ontology annotation, cellular component: cytoplasm; actin cytoskeleton. Lineage: Eukaryota; Metazoa; Chordata; Actinopteri; Syngnathiformes; Syngnathidae. The transcript is spliced from 17 exons. Gene Ontology annotation, molecular function: phosphatidylinositol-4,5-bisphosphate binding; actin filament binding. The coding region runs from base 158 to 2320 and encodes 720 amino acids. The record is from RefSeq and is a predicted model, not a curated record.
CCCGCCGCCUGCGCCGAGGGUGGGGCGGAGGCCACGCCCCUCAAGUCUUGCGCCGUAUAAAAGCGUCGCUCUUCGAGGAAGUCAAACAGACGGGAACAAGUCGACGGGAACGACAAUCCUUCACGUGGUCUUCGGUGCUCAGCGGCGGCAGAUCAGGAUGCCAACCCACAAAGCGUUCGAAAGUGCAGGGAAGCAACCGGGGCUCCAGAUUUGGCGUGUGGAGAAGAUGGAGCUGGCAGAGGUGCCCAAAGAACUGCACGGAAGCUUCUACAUGGGGGACUCGUACGUCAUCCUCCACACCAGCUCCUCGCCGUCUUACAACGUGCACACCUGGAUCGGCGGGCAGACGUCGCAGGAUGAGAAAGGCGCGGCGGCCAUUUUGAUGACGCAGCUGGACGACUACCUGGCAGGCGCCCCCACGCAGUCCACCGAGUUCCAGGGCCAAGAGUCGCUCACCUUCCUGGGAUACUUCAAACACGGGCUCAAGUACCAGAAAGGGGGCGUGGCUUCCGGCUUCCGCGCGGUGGUGCCCAACCAAGCCGACGUCCGGCGCCUGCUGCACGUGAAAGGUCGCAGGCAUGUGCGCGCCACCGAGGUGUCGCUGACCUGGGACAGCUUCAACAGAGGGGACUGCUUCAUCAUAGACUUGGGCAAGGACAUCUACCACUGGGCGGGCGGCGACAGCAACCGCUACGAGCGGCUGAAGGCCACGCAGCUGGCCAUCGACAUCCGGGACAACGAGCGGCGAGGGCGCGCCGAGCUGCACCUGGUGGACGAGGGCGACGAGCCCGAGGAGGUCAUCGAGGUUCUGGGAGCCAAGCCCGAUCUGCCUCCGGGAUCCAGUGACGCGUGUACGGUUCAAAAGUGCAGAAAUCCGGGCUCACUCUACAAGGUGUCGGACGCGUCGGGCAAGAUGGCGCUGACCCUGGUGGCCCAGAAGAACCCCUUCAAACAGGACAUGCUCUCCUGCAAGGAAUGCUACAUCUUGGACAACGGCCAAGACAACAAGAUUUUCUUCUGGAAAGGUCGCGAGUCCAACCCGAAAGAGCGCAAAGCCGCGCUGAGCCUCUCCAACCAGUUCAUCGAGGACAAGAACUACUCGGACAAGUGUCAGGUCCAGGUCCUGCCGCAAGGGGCCGAGAGCACCCUGUUCAAAGAAUUCUUCGAGAACUGGCUGGACAAGGACGAGAGCACGGGUCCGGGCAAAUCCUACACGGUGGGCAGCAUCGCCGUCGUCAAGCAGAUUCCCUUUGACGCCGCCAGUCUCCAUGACAACAAGGUCAUGGCUGCCCACCACGGGAUGGCGGACGACGGAUCGGGGAAAGUGCAGGUGUUUCGCGUGGAGGGCGGCGAUCGCGUCCCAGUGGACGCGGCGUCGCACGGGCAGUUCUACGGCGGCGACUGCUACCUGCUGCUGUACUCGUACCACAGCGGCGACAAGGAGAAGCACAUCAUUUACAUCUGGCAAGGCAACAAGUGCAGCAAAGACGAGCUGGGAGCCUCCGCCAUUUUGGCCGUGGCCCUGGACGACUCCAUGGGAGGCGUGGCCGUUCAAGUGCGCGUGAGCCAGGGCCAAGAACCCCCCCACCUGUUGAGCCUGUUCGGCGGCAAGCCCCUGGUGGUCUACCUGGGCGGCACAUCCCGCAAGGGCGGCAACACCCAGCCGGCCGCGACCCGUCUCUUCCACAUCCGCCAGAGCUGCACCGGGGCCACCCGUGCCGUCGAGGUGCCGGCAGACGCGUCCUGUCUCAACUCCAACGACGUCUUCGUGCUCAAGUGGCCCAAGGGGACGUUCGUGUGGAAGGGGCGCGGGGCCACGCCCGAGGAGACGGCGGCCGCUAAACACGUGACGGGCGUCCUGGGCGGCGGCGCCCCCGCGGAGGUGGCCGAGACCAAGGAGCCCGAGAGCUUCUGGAAAGCGCUGGGCGGCCGCAAGGACUACCAGACCUCCGUGGUUCUGAGGACCGCCAAAAUGUGGCAGCCCAGACUCUUCGGGUGCUCUAACGCCAGCGGACGCCUCACUGUGGAGGAGGUCCCCGGAGAAUUGGAUCAGCUGGACCUGGAGACCGACGACGUGAUGAUUCUGGACACGUGCCAGCAGCUCUUCGUUUGGAUCGGGAAGGACGCCAACGAGCCGGAGAAAAGCGGAGCCGGACGCAUCGCCCAGGAAUACUUGGAGUCGGACCCGUCCGGCCGCCACGGCGUCCCCGUCACCACCAUCAAACAGGGGGAGGAGCCGCCUUCGUUCACCGGAUGGUUCCACGCCUGGGAUGCCGCCUUGUGGGAUAAAGACCUGCUGGCCCGAAUCGGCGCCCGUUAGCGCGUUCGCUCACGGCAGCGCACGUCGCCGCACUUUAGCUCGCGUUAGCACAAGAGGUCGCAAAAACGUUCAUCUUAGCGAGAAGUGGCGCAAACUUGACAUUUUUGACGAAGUGACUUUUGUUUGGUAUUUUCAGCAAGUCAAAGGAAUUGCUUUGAAGAAGCUCAUCAGGUCAGUUGGCAGAUUUGGAUUUUUGACUUCAAACGACACUUUGAGACUAAAAGAAGAGGGAAAAAUUGCGUUUUGCUCUCUCUUCAAAUAAGAAGCCUCAGAUGUUUUUCGCUCAAAAUACGAGCAAAUAAUUGGAUGAGAUUUGUGUUUUUGCGGCCUUUUACGUAGUGUUGCAUUGCAGCUUAGUCGCUUUUCUGUCUAGUGGGCGGGGUCCAAUCGACAAAGCGCUCUUGGGCAAAAAAUGGUGGCAGGAAUGGGAAUAAAAAAAAAAUGUCAUCAGGAGUGUGCGCCGUGUCAACUUUUUGCUUUUUGCGAUCUCUCCCCAAACCUUUUUUUUUUUUUGUUUGGCAAAAGGCCCGUCGAGGCGCACGUUUGUUUGGAGUGGAAUCUUCCUUUCUUCGCUCGCCUUCUGUCCGCUUGCAAACGACUGUAGACGGGAAACACCUUUAUGCUUUUUAAUAAACCUCAAAAUGAG